This is a messenger RNA of Galendromus occidentalis (western predatory mite), 1440 nucleotides long. Its product is annotated as tau-tubulin kinase 2. Gene Ontology annotation, biological process: protein phosphorylation. Lineage: Eukaryota; Metazoa; Arthropoda; Arachnida; Mesostigmata; Phytoseiidae. The record is from RefSeq and is a predicted model, not a curated record. Bases 347 to 1420 code for a protein of 357 amino acids. The transcript has a single exon. Gene Ontology annotation, molecular function: ATP binding; protein kinase activity.
CUUGGCGAUGGAGGAGAAGGCUCUCCUCGUCCAUGUCCGCCGAGUAUUGCAUCAGGCCGCAGACAGUCUACGAAUCUCUCGAAUUUCAUGAACUUGAGUCUCGGAAUAGGGGCUUCUUCUUCCUAUCUGCGAGAGGCGAGGAGAAAACGUGGUUGCCCGUGUCGAUGUCGAUUUAUUAGUGCCGUGUUGAGCAUCCAUCGGUCCGGGAUCCUGUCAAGCGUAGAGCGCGAAACACGGUGCAGUUCUCACACAUGGAGCUCCGACGAUGAGUCAAAGUAAAUAUUGGAUAUUUUUGGAGAACAACGAUUUCAUUCCCCGAUUCUGAUCAUUCCAAACCUGGCCGCCAAUGGAUCCAAGCUCAGAAAUUAGUCUCCUAGAAAAUGGAGAGACCCUCAGAGGACGAUGGACGAUAAAUGGUCGAAUCGGAGGUGGUGGAUUCGGACAAAUCUACGAAGCCUUCGACGAAGUCAACCGGGAGUUCGUAGCCGUCAAAGUUGAGCCGCGAAACGCUUCGAAGCCCGUUCUCCGAAUGGAAGUGGUUGUUCUGAAACGACUCCACGGUUCUCCCUACUCAUGCAGCUAUCUCGGCUGCGGACGUACAGAUAACAUUAAUUAUUUGGUGAUGCAAAUGCAAGGGAAGAAUCUCUCGGAGCUGCGGCGGGCCCAGCCAGCUCAGAAGUUUUCCGUAUCCACAUCUCUACGACUAGUCUACGAAGCCUUACAUUGCAUCGAGGCCGUUCAUGCGGAGGGUUUCCUGCACAGAGAUGUCAAACCUUCAAACUUCGCAAUUGGCGCCUCGAGCGCUACAUCGAGAAAAGUUUUCAUCUUGGAUUUCGGUCUCGCGAGACACUUCAUCGAUAGUCAAGGCAGACUACGGAGCCCACGGAGCAGCGUCGGGUUUCGAGGCACGGUUCGCUACGCAUCCCUAAACGCACAUCGAGAGAAAGAGCUUGGCCGGCACGACGAUCUCAUCUCUCUGUUUUACAUGGCGGUCGAGUUCUUAUUUGGUAGCCUCCCGUGGAAACGCCUAAAGGACAAAAGCCGCGUGGCAGCCUUAAAGAAGCAAUAUACGGCGAACUGCUUACUCGGUGGGAAAUUCCCGGAGCUCGAAAGCAUCUACAAUUAUCUAGAACAGUUGAACUAUCAUACGAAGCCAAAUUACGAAAACGUCAGAAAAGCCCUGUGUCGGUGCAUUUUGAACAACAAGGUUCGGUUCGACGACCCGUUCGAUUGGGAACAGCAAGACCAGCAGUCGAGCUACUCCUCGAGUUACUUCGAGUCCACGGACGGUGGGGUUGGUGAGGGAAGGGCACGCGGUUUCGACUCUCAUGGGAACGAAGGAAAGUUAACGAAUUAUCGUGAGCCAACCCCCUCAGAACGAAUGCUGAUAGAUGAGAAUCCCUUGAAUGACGCCGAAUAAAUAUCGAUGACAGCCUCCUC